AUGGGGCAGUUUGAAUCGGUUGAAACUUUGCCUCUACUGUACCCAAUGUCCGAUCAGUUUUUUUCUGAUCCAAUUAUCGGAACUUAUCUCUCUUUUCCUCCGGUUCCGACGAAUCAGACCCAAAAACCGGUCAACCCACCUCGCUGUUGUCCAGUUUCAGGCAAUGGUAUAUCGAUUUUGGACGAUAAUAGACCGGAAAACCCACCUGUUCUCGAAGGACUUGCUGCUAUUGUUGGUGAACAUGUUCUAUUUGGGUGUGGUAAUGGUGAGAGAAAUGGUUGUCACGGCAAGGAGAAAGACAAUUUGGAGUUUAUUCCAGCUAUGCAGCGUGUUGGGUCAGAGAAAUUUAAGCCGGUGGAUGAGAGGAGAAGUGUGGGUGGUGUUUCAGUGCAGAAGAGCUACAGAGGUGUGAGGAAGAGGCCAUGGGGGAGGUGGUCAGCGGAGAUACGUGACCGUAUUGGCCGGUGCCGUCACUGGCUCGGCACUUUUGACACCGCCGAAGAGGCCGCGCGUGCUUACGACGCGGCAGCGAGGAGGAUGAGAGGGUCUAAAGCUCGGACAAACUUUGAUAUUCCUCCAAUUUUGCCUCUCUCAUCACUUACGACUUCUUCUUCUCCAUGGGAGAUGAAGAAUUCUGGAAGAAGUAAUAAGUCCAAGGAGAAGAAGAAUAGUCCAAAGUGUUCAGUGGUAACUUGUGUCUCUCACCUCUUCAGUAAUUCAACCUUUUCUACCCCUACUAUCAGUGAAGCAAAGGGGGGUGUUAAUGAUAUGUAG
Ilex paraguariensis (yerba mate) is the source of this 774-nucleotide messenger RNA. The record is from the annotation of a GenBank genome assembly. NCBI's taxonomy places the organism in Eukaryota, Viridiplantae, Streptophyta, Magnoliopsida, Aquifoliales, Aquifoliaceae.